AUCAGCCAUGAUCACGGCACAAAAAAUAAUCAAGCCAGGAAAUGCCGAGCCAAAUGAAUUGGAGAAAAGCGUGGCAGAGGCUCUUCUCGAGUUAGAAUUGAACUCUACUGAUCUUAAGUCGCAGCUUCGAGAACUGUACAUCUCUGGAGCCAAGGAAGUCGAUGCAGGAGGGAAAAAGGCUAUUGUCAUUUUUGUACCAGUACCACAAAUCAGAUCCUUCCAGAAGAUCCAGACCCGUCUAGUACGUGAACUUGAAAAGAAGUUUAGUGGAAGGCAUGUAGUCAUUGUUGCUCAGAGGAGAAUCCUUCCCCGACAAACACGAAAGUCAAGAAAUCAGAAACAGAAGAGGCCAAGAAGUCGAACUUUGACAGCUGUUCAUGAUGCUAUCCUUGAAGAACUGGUCUUCCCCAGUGAAAUUAUUGGAAAGAGGACAAGAGUGAAAAUGGAUGGCUCAAGAUUAAUCAAAGUGCAUCUUGACAAACUGCAGCAAACAAAUGUGGAACACAAGGUGGAAACUUUCUCCUUGGUCUACAAGAAGCUCACAGGCAAGGAUGUAACAUUUGAGUUCCCAAGCUAUGACUGAAAGCCUGCUUGAAUAAAAUAAUAAAAUCCUAUUCUCAAACUG
Messenger RNA from Stylophora pistillata, 625 nucleotides. RefSeq names its product small ribosomal subunit protein eS7. Gene Ontology annotation, cellular component: 90S preribosome; ribosome; cytosolic small ribosomal subunit. The record is from RefSeq and is a predicted model, not a curated record. Gene Ontology annotation, biological process: ribosomal small subunit biogenesis; rRNA processing; translation. NCBI's taxonomy places the organism in Eukaryota, Metazoa, Cnidaria, Anthozoa, Scleractinia, Pocilloporidae. Gene Ontology annotation, molecular function: structural constituent of ribosome.